This is a messenger RNA of Anisakis simplex (herring worm), 351 nucleotides long. NCBI's taxonomy places the organism in Eukaryota, Metazoa, Nematoda, Chromadorea, Rhabditida, Anisakidae. The record is from the annotation of a GenBank genome assembly.
AUGACUUCAAAAUCGUCGCGACAAAUAUUUGCAAUUCAAUUCAACAACGAUGACAACGAAGAGGAUAUAAUACUGGAAGAGCCGACGUGCUUAUGUGGUUGUAUGCGGGUUACGAGGGCGCUUUGGGUAGUCGCUGUGCUUAGAUUGCUGUUCGACUUGACUGCACUCUAUACAGCAUGGGACACUGUAUUCAUGUACCCUUCGGUAUUUUCAUCAUUGACCACAUUCACGGUGCUGUGCGUUGUAAUCAGUGGUCUGCAUGAAGAGAAAGGCGAUAAAAUUCGAUAUGCACAUAUCUGGGUGGUUAGUCACUUUACAUAUUCCUUCUUCUCUUCCGUAAUUCAUUCAUGA